UUGGAGAUUGCGUAAAUCUUCAAAGGAUUAGUUUAAAGAAUUGAGGUUAUAUUAUAUGUUUAGGAUUUCAGGAGGUCGUAAAUAAAAAUAUGGGAAAGACAUCAAAAGAUAAAAGAGAUAUUUAUUAUCGGUUAGCUAAAGAACAAGGCUGGCGUGCACGUAGUGCUUUUAAACUUUUGCAAAUCGAUCAACAACAUGACAUUUUUAAGGGUGUAACUAAAGCUGUCGAUUUAUGUGCUGCCCCAGGUAGUUGGAGUCAAGUUUUAAGUAAAAAGUUACGAGAUCCAACAGUUUAUGAUGCCAAACACAUUGAAAAUGUGAAAAUUGUAGCUGUUGAUUUACAAGCUAUGGCAGCUUUACCUGGUGUGAUACAAAUACAGGGAGAUAUCACAAAAUUAAGUACAGCCGAACAAAUUAUCCAGCACUUUGAAGGGGAAUAUGCUCAAUUAGUUGUGUGUGAUGGUGCUCCAGACGUGACGGGAUUACAUGACUUGGAUGAAUAUGUACAAUCUCAGUUGGUUUUAGCAGCUUUACACAUUGCAACUAAUGUUUUAAAAGUUGGAGGGACAUUUAUUGCGAAAAUAUUUCGAGGAAAGGAUGUAUCACUGUUAACUGCUCAAUUACAUUUAUUAUUUGAAUAUGUUUCGAUAAAUAAACCUAAAAGUUCCAGAAACUCCAGUUUAGAAUCAUUUGUUGUUUGUAAAAAUUAUAAACCACCUGAAGGAUUUGAUCCAAAAGCAUUUACACCAUAUUUGAAUCAAAAAUAUUCCGAUUUUAAUGAAUUAGUUGGAGUUAAUCGAUUUAUUGUUCCAUUUAUUGUUUGUGGUGAUUUGAGUGCCUACGAUUCUGAUAUGACCUAUGCUUUACAGGUUGAUGGCUUGUCAGAUUAUGUGUUUCAUGAGCCUGUACAAAAGCCUAUUGAUCCUCCGUAUGCAGUGGCCAAAGAUUUAAAAAAUGCAAUUCACAAAAAGACUGUGGUAGAAAAUUUAGAAGAAACGGCAAAAAGUACAGAGGAUGAAAUUACUGAGCAAAUGAAUCUUAUAGAUAUAUGAAUUUUGUGUAUAUUUUAAUUUAAUUUAAUUUUAAA
Messenger RNA from Chrysoperla carnea, 1087 nucleotides. RefSeq names its product putative tRNA (cytidine(32)/guanosine(34)-2'-O)-methyltransferase. NCBI's taxonomy places the organism in Eukaryota, Metazoa, Arthropoda, Insecta, Neuroptera, Chrysopidae. The record is from RefSeq and is a predicted model, not a curated record. Gene Ontology annotation, biological process: tRNA methylation; cytoplasmic translation. The coding region runs from base 90 to 1052 and encodes 320 amino acids. The transcript is spliced from 5 exons. Gene Ontology annotation, molecular function: tRNA methyltransferase activity. Gene Ontology annotation, cellular component: cytoplasm.